UUUUUAACUUCAGUUUGCGAAAGAUAUUUGUGGUGAAUGGUGAAGUGAAUUUAAUUAAAAUUAAUAGCAGCGAACUAAAAAAAGACUGAGUGUGCGUGUGUUCGUAUAAGAAAAUACAACAAAUUGUUAAUUUUCUAAUAAAAACCAUUUAAUACUCAUUUAAUUAAUUUCAUCGAAGUAUUGGAAAAUUAAAAAAUCAAUACGGAAAAUAACACAAACAAAUUUUAAUAAAAAAUAUUUUGUUUUCAGCUUUAUUUUCUGUGUCUAAUGUUUGCCUUGGCUAUUUCUUAAGUUGUUGUUGGUUUGUUUUUUUUUUCAUUUAUUCGUGGUGUGUUUAUCAUCUUUCGGUUUGUGUGUCGUCCGUGUUUUGUAUACGAUAAAUACCGACAAGUGCUUAUUAUGUUUGACCGUGGUCCAGCAACAAACGUCAUUAAAAAUAAAACAAUCUCUACAGCAACAACAACAACAACAUUAAUAAAUAGUUUUAGCUCUAGCAACAACAAAUACACUUAAUUUUUUACAAGUAACCGCUAUUAAAUCUUGUUUUAAAUAACUCUAACACUCUCCAUCCUUGUCUUACAACAGGCUUUGAAUCUCAUUGCAUAAAUAUUUAAAAAAUAAUUUACGUUAAAAGAAUUAAAUGGUCAAACAAGAAUUCUAUUCAAAUAAAUGAUGACUAAACACGAAGCUAUUGAGCAUGCGCAACAACAGCUUACUUUACAAUUUCUACACGCUCAGCAGUAAGCUCGAGCUGACAAAUAAAUGGAUACUGGAAGAGAUUUGUUGUUGUUUUGCGUUAACAAGAGAGCAUUAGGAGAAUAAGAUUUAUAAAUUAUAUAAACUGGAGCUAAGAGACAACAACAAAAACAGCAGCAACGAUUUAAUAAAAAUAUAAAAAUAAGAAAAGACACGAAGACGGCAACAAGUUGAACGAAGACAAGAUUAAAAAAAAAUAACAAAAAAAGACGACGACUUUACAACAACUAGUCAUCAACAUUUAUUUAUAUUUUUAAAACAUUCCUGUUUGUUUUUGUUUUGUUUUGGAUAUUGUUUUUUUUUGCAUGUAAUACAUCAAAAAGAAGACAAAUUUGUUUAUUCCACUACCAACGAAAGACCAGACGACAGACCAUUGAAUUGAGACCAGCAAAGUAGUAGUAGUAACCAGAAACUGCAAAAAGACAGCUCAAGAUAGCGGAAACAAUAAAAACAACCACUCGAAAGCAAAAACGAAGAGAAUAACUCUCAUCUAUCUCAAAACAAAAAACCUGUGUUAAGCCAUAAUUAUUUCAACAAAAAAAAAUUCAAUAUUGAUAAAAAAAAACUAACCAAAACACCAACUUGAACGACAGCUUCAGUUGGCAAAAUACUCUUCUAACAACAUCAUACAUCAAACACUGUGGAGCACCGUAACGUUCGGCAUCACCAUGGCUAGCAAUAUGCAUAAUACACGAUUAUUAAGAUUCUUAAUUGUCUUAACCAUUGUCGUCUUAACCAUUUUCAUCUAUACCUCAUAUUCAUCGACACAAACUUUAACGCCGCCACCAAUGCGCAGUGCUGCUUCACUGGUGGCCCUUUAUCCAUCACAAAUAAAUCGCAGUAGCAACACAAAUGAACUGGAUUCAAGUGCAGCUAAUAAUUAUGAUUCAAAUAGUAAAGUUCCAAAUGCAAAUACAAUAGAUGCCGCCCAUAAAUCAUUUAUAUAUCAUGCUAAUUUACCUCAUCCCUCGUUGGGUGGUUCACAUGGUAAUGAAAUGGUUUUCAUAAAGAAAUUAAUUCACCAUCGAGAACCAACAAUAGAUAUUAAUGCUAUCGAUGAUGGAGGUGGUGGAAAUGAGGCUGGUUUAGAUGGUCAAGGUUCGGAGGGUAGAGCAUUGGCAAACGCUGGUGUUGAUGAGAAUGCUGCCGAUGAAUUGGCCUUGGAGCGUUUUAAUAACAACAACGAUUUAUUGCAGGAGGAGCAGUACGUCCAAGCGGUUGAUAAUACUUUGGGAAAUAUCAACAAUUCAGUAACAUCCGCAGCAAGUGGUGUUGGUACCGGUGGCUUAGCGUCAUCGGAUACCAAUCAACAAUUAAAACAACAGCAUCAUGAUCAACUGCCGCCGCAGCAACAAGAUCAACAAAUUACUGCUGAUACAAAUAACAGCAACAACAACAACAAUAACAAUCUAAAUAAAAUACCAGAAUCUGAUGUUUUAAUACCCACAUCAAACCUACAAAAAUUCAUAGAAAGUGCUGAUAAGAUAUUAAAAAAUAUCACUAUUGUUCAACAACAACAACCCCCUUCUUCGGUGGCACCCGCUGACAAUGUUAAUAAAUCUGCCGAUAAAGAUGAGAUACCACAACCACCUUUGGUCGAUGCGCCAAAUGAGACCAAGCAAUUAGUGGAAGAUGAGGAAAACGAUGAAGCUUUACCGCCCUCCGUUAUAAUGACCAUAAAAGGAGCUGGCGGAGCAACAGUGGAAAAAACUAAUGAACCCAAACAAGCACCAGCAGCAGCGUCAUCAACAUCAAAUGUACCCAAAGUUACAUCCACCACAAAAAAAGUACCAAAAGUUGCUGCCGCCGAUCCCACACAAGGCAUACCAACAAAACAAAUUUACGAAUCGGGUCAUAUGAAUGAAGAAAUCGAUAUUAAUCAAAUCUGUCCGAAUAAAGGUGACAAAUUGAAAUUAUUAAUACUCAUAACAUCUGCCCAAACUCAUGCCGAAGCAAGAUUGGGCAUAAGACAGACCUGGGGUCAUUACGGUACACGACGAGAUGUAUCCACCGCUUUUAUACUAGGACGCACUACAAACGCCACCGUUAGUGAGGCAUUGACUCAGGAAAAUAUGAUUUAUGGCGAUUUAAUAAGAGGCCAUUUUAUUGAUUCCUAUAAUAAUUUGACUUUAAAAACUUUAUCCUCCCUGGAGUGGGUAGAUCAAAAUUGUCCCAAGGUCAAGUAUAUACUGAAAACGGACGAUGAUAUGUUUAUAAAUGUACCAAAACUUUUACAAUUUCUCGAUGCUCAUGCUAAAGAUAAGCGUGUAAUUUAUGGUAGAUUAGCGAAAAAAUGGAAACCGAUACGCAAUAAAAAAUCAAAAUAUUACAUAUCGACGGGACAAUUUGGUGCUACCGUUUUUCCACCCUUUACCACGGGUCCAGCAUAUGUCAUGACCGGUGACAUAGUACACGAACUGUAUGAGAGUUCCCUAGAGCAGCUCUACUUAAAACUAGAGGAUGUCUUUACCACUGGCAUAGUGGCCCAGAAAUUGGGUGUCAAAAGAGUACAUGACAAUAUGUUCUUAAAUCGACGUAUUGCUUUCAAUCCCUGUAAUAUACGCAAAGCAAUCUCAGUCCAUAUGAUUAAACCCAAUGAACAGUUUGAUUUGUGGAAAAAACUACUGGAUCAGACCACAAAAUGUAAAUAGUAUUUUAGUUUAAGAAUAUUUUAAAUAACUUACACACAUACACACUUUAUAUAUAGAAAAAAAAAAACAUAGAAACGAUUAUAUAUAUUUGUAAGUAUUGAAAGAAUUGAAAUGAAUAUAAAAAAAAA
Messenger RNA from Lucilia sericata (common green bottle fly), 3535 nucleotides. RefSeq lists its product as uncharacterized. The transcript is spliced from 5 exons. Gene Ontology annotation, molecular function: hexosyltransferase activity. NCBI's taxonomy places the organism in Eukaryota, Metazoa, Arthropoda, Insecta, Diptera, Calliphoridae. The record is from RefSeq and is a predicted model, not a curated record. Gene Ontology annotation, cellular component: membrane. The coding region runs from base 1425 to 3407 and encodes 660 amino acids.